AUGCGGAUCCUUCCACGAGGCUUGAGAUGCCAAGUGCGUCAAUUAGACGGAAAGAAUUACGUGAAGAAUCACUGGGCAGAGGCGCAUUUUGCGACCGGAUUGCCAAAAUCUAGCGACCACCUUAGGCAAGGACGCGUGAACAACGGAGACGCCGAGCUGGGCGCUUUGAGCUUCACAUGGAGAAGCUUCGCACGAGACGGUGGGCGUGUUGGCCAAGUGAAUCGGCGAGAAGCUUCGGCGGCGAAGAAGAGUGCGUAUUUGGGUUUUGAAGUCCUCAGUUCCGGCAAAGGUGCGACGAAAUGUUUCUUGGCCCUCCGCUCGUCGGCGCCCAUCGAGCGGGAGUUUACCGAAUCAAGAUUCAACGCAUGUAUCAACAAUGCGCUCAGACUUUCGAAGAGCGAACGUGCGGUGUCUCAGCGGAGAGAUAACAUUUAUUUGAGGACAUCGGACAAGACUCUGGGCGCGUAUGCAGAUGCAAUAGAACCGAUACCCGAUGGUAUCCGAAAGCCCAUUCUCCGCAGGAUUGAAAUUCCGACCCGAGCGGUUCUCCUGGAUUUUCAGGAGAAUGAAGAAGUGCACUUGGCAAAAGAGGAGGUGCUCACUGUGUUGCUUGGGUGGAAAGUAAUCCUACUUGGAUUAAAGCUCCUUCCCGAAGCUGGACCUCCCGAUGAAUGCUUGCCGAAAGGAACCAAGACCCAGAAGGCACUACAUGGAGCACAUCAGGUCAGUCCCACAGCCCACUUCUCCGAAGACCCCUCUUCCUCACGAUUCAUCGGUGUUUGUUCAAUUCAAUUCAAUACCCUCUAUGUGCAUUCCUACCAUAGCACUCAUUCUUCCUAG
This is a messenger RNA of Lindgomyces ingoldianus, 840 nucleotides long. RefSeq lists its product as uncharacterized. The transcript is spliced from 7 exons. Bases 1 to 840 code for a protein of 279 amino acids. The record is from RefSeq and is a predicted model, not a curated record. Lineage: Eukaryota; Fungi; Ascomycota; Dothideomycetes; Pleosporales; Lindgomycetaceae.